CGUGCACCUGCUGCUGGCCUGCUCGCAGCUUGCUUCUCCUCCCCGCGCGCGCGUCGCGGCCAUUAAUUUACUCCGCCCCUGCCGCUGCCGCCGCGGCACUGCGCCAGCCCGCCCCACCACCCGGCUCCGCGCAGCGCGGCCCGGCCCCCCGUCCCCAUUUUUUAAACCCCCGCUUGUCUCCCUCCUCCGCCUUCCCUUCCCUUCCCCUUGCGUCCCAGUCCAACUCCCAACUCCGCAGCUUCCCCACGUCCCACGCGCGCUCGACCACCUCCGUGCCUCGGCGAGCGGAAUCAAGCCCUGAGUAACCGCCGGGACGCGGAGGUCUGGUAGGCGCCUCUGCUGCUCGGGAGAGGCGGCGGUGGAGGCUUCAGAGAGCGCCUGAGUCGAGGCGCUGCUGAUGAGCUGGCGCCCCGGCACGGCGGCGACGGCGUGGUGGUGGGCGGCGGAGAUUCAUUCCGCGGAUUUUUCACACGGGUGCUCGCCUAGCUCCUGCGCUGGUUCCAAAUUUUAUUACUCCGAAUUGCCUCGUGCCGCUCACUUUCGCCGGAAAGGAGGUCGACGCCUUCCUAGCAAGUAGUAGCUACUACUGGUUCAUAAAAGGUGGUGGUGGUGGGAGAAGGUGGGGUGGAUAUUCGCGUGUCCGGACGCGGGAUUCGGAUCAGGAUCUCGGCGAGAUGAAGGAUCCCGGAUCGGGCGGCGUCACGCCCAGCCCAGCAGAAGGGGACAAGAAACCCAUCAACUCGGAGCUGUGGCAUGCUUGUGCCGGGCCCCUGGUGUCGUUGCCGCCCGUGGGCAGCCUCGUCGUGUACUUCCCGCAGGGCCAUAGCGAGCAGGUUGCUGCUUCAAUGCAUAAGGAGCUGGACACGAUCCCCAGCUACCCGUCUCUGCCUUCUAAGUUGAUCUGCAAGCUUCUAAGUCUCACCUUACAUGCAGAUUCUGAAACCGACGAAGUUUAUGCCCAGAUGACGCUUCAGCCUGUUAACAAAUAUGAUCGAGAUGCAAUGCUGGCAUCUGAACUGGGUCUGAAACAAAACAAGCAACCAACAGAAUUCUUUUGCAAGACGUUGACAGCAAGCGACACAAGUACACACGGGGGAUUCUCAGUGCCACGCCGUGCAGCUGAGAAGAUAUUUCCACCACUAGACUUUACGAUGCAACCACCAGCGCAAGAACUCAUUGCGAAGGAUCUUCAUGACAUUUCAUGGAAAUUUCGACACAUUUAUCGAGGUCAACCAAAGAGGCAUCUUUUGACAACUGGUUGGAGUGUCUUCGUCAGUACCAAAAGGCUCUUAGCUGGUGAUUCAGUUCUCUUUAUAAGGGAUGAGAAAUCUCAGCUUCUCUUAGGCAUUCGGCAUGCUAGCAGACCCCAACCAGCUCUGUCAUCAUCAGUUUUAUCAAGUGACAGCAUGCACAUUGGAAUUCUGGCAGCAGCAGCCCAUGCCGCUGCAAAUAGUAGCCCAUUUACUAUUUUCUAUAAUCCAAGGGCAAGCCCAUCAGAAUUUGUCAUCCCUUUAGCAAAAUACAAUAAGGCUCUAUAUACACAAGUGUCCCUUGGAAUGCGAUUCAGAAUGCUCUUUGAGACAGAGGAUUCAGGGGUAAGAAGAUAUAUGGGCACAAUCACAGGCAUUGGUGACUUGGAUCCAAUCCGGUGGAAGAAUUCUCAUUGGCGAAACCUUCAGGUUGGUUGGGAUGAAUCAACUGCAUCUGAGAGGCGCACCCGUGUUUCCAUAUGGGAGAUUGAGCCAGUUGCUACACCAUUUUAUAUAUGCCCACCGCCAUUUUUCAGGCCAAAGCUUCCUAAGCAGCCCGGAAUGCCAGAUGAUGAGAAUGAGGUUGAGAGUGCUUUCAAAAGAGCGAUGCCGUGGCUUGGUGAUGACUUUGCUCUGAAAGAUGUCCAAAAUGCAUUAUUUCCAGGCCUGAGCCUAGUUCAAUGGAUGGCUAUGCAGCAAAAUCCUCAGAUGCUAACAGCUGCUGCCCCUGCUGUACAGUCUCAAUACUUGACCUCUAAUGCACUGGGUAUGCAGGAUGGGAUUGGCGGUGUCAAUGAAGAUCCAGCAAAAAGAUUGAGUAUGCAGGCCCAAAAUAUUGGCUUACCUAACUUACAGGCUGGUUCAAAAGUGGACCACCCUGCAAUUACCUCAUUAGCUCAACAACAGCAGCAGCAGCACCCUAUAUUGCAACAGCAGCAGGUCCAACCACUGCAGCAAAACUCUGCAAUUCUACAGCAACAGCAAGCCCAGCUGUUGCAGCAGAAUGCCAUUCACUUGCAACAGCAGCAAGAACAACUCCAACGGCAACAUUCACAGCCACCACAGCAGUUGAAGGCCACUGCAUCUCUUCAGCCAAUGGACCAGCACAAGCUGAAAGAGCAACAGCCUUCAGGCGGACAAGCAGUCUCACAAGCACAAUUGUUAAACCAGAUUUUGCAACCAUCGUCCUCUCAGAUACAACAGUUGGGUUUACCCAAGUCACCUACCCAACGGCCAGGGUUACCAGGUUUAACGACCAUGGGUUCUUUGCCACAACCACAAUUAACUCAGACUCCACAGCUGCAACAAACAGCAGAAUACCAGCAGGCACUCCUACAAAGUCAACAACCCCAACUACAACAACUAUCACAAUCAGAACUGCAGCUGCAGCUGCUUCAAAAGAUUCAACAACAAAAUUUGCUAUCUCAGCUGAACCCACAGCAUCAGUCGCAGCUGAUCCAACAACUAUCUCAGAAAAGCCAGGAAAUUCUCCAACAACAAGUUCUUCAGCAUCAGUUAGGCGGUGCUGAUACUAUGGGCCAGCUCAAGCAUUUGCAGCAAACACCUUUGAACCACAUGACAGGAUCCAUGACACCCCAGCAACUUGUAAGAUCACACUCAGCACUUGCUGAGAGCGAAGAACCAUCCAGCUCAACAGCUCCAUCUGGCAGCCGUGUCUCUCCAAUAAAUUCAUUGAGUAGAGCACAACAAGGAAGCAGAAAUUUGCCUGAGAUACCAUCAACACCACACAUUGAGCACUUACUUCAGGAAAUUCAAAGUAAGUCAGAUAAUCGAAUUAAGAAUGACAUACAAGGCAGUAAAGAAACGGUCCAUGCACCUAAUCGGCAUCCGGCUUCAGAUCAACUUGACGCAUCAUCUGCGACCUCCUUUUGUUUAGAUGAGAGCCCACGAGAAGGCUUUUCCUUUCCUCCAGUUUGUUUAGAUAGCACUGCUCAAGUUGAUCCAAGAGAUAACUUUCUUAUCGCGGAAAAUGUAGAUACAUUAAUGCCCGAUGCCCUGUUGUCAAGAGGGAUGUCUUCAGGAAAGGGUAUAUGCAAUCUACCUACUGGACAAAGGGAUCAUAGGGAUGUGGAGAACGAGCUAUCCUCUGCUGCAUUCAGCUCCCAGUCAUUUGGUGUGCCUGACAUGUCUUUUAAGCCUGGAUGUUCAAGUGAUGUUGCUGUUGCUGAUGGUGGAAUGGCAAGCCAAGGUUUGUGGAAUAGUCAAACACAACGGAUGAGAACUUUCACUAAGGUUCAAAAGCGUGGAUCUGUGGGGAGAUCAAUCGAUAUAACACGAUACCGAGGUUAUGAGGAUCUUCGGCAUGAUCUCGCAUGCAUGUUUGGUAUUCAGGGGCAGCUUGAAGAUCCCUACAGAACAGAUUGGAAGCUGGUGUAUGUUGAUCAUGAAAAUGACAUCCUCCUCGUUGGGGAUGACCCCUGGGAGGAGUUUGUAAGCUGUGUGAAGAGUAUCAAAAUAUUAUCAUCUGCUGAAGUACAGCAAAUGAGCUUGGAUGGCGACCUUGGUUGCAUCCCUCCACAAGGGCAAGCCUGUAGCGCUUCCGAUGACGCAAAUGCGUGGAGGGGCUGACGUAAAUACUAAUGUGCAUCUUACCAUUAUUUAGAGGAUACUGAGUGAGGGAUAAAGGAUUGGAAUACACGUCUAAUGUUAUUACGAGGUAUUACUUAGGGCCAACUCACUGACAGAACUGAUGGAAAUACUUCUGGCAGAAUUUGUUCAGCAAACUGCCUUAUUUUGGCGGUCCUGACGCUUUGUUCCACUAAAAUCCGGUAAUUACCAACAUAAUCAGAUUAGUUUCUUUUUUUUUUGGGAUACUAAACUUCUUUGAAGUUGAGAAGCUACCUCUGUUUAUUGGGACUUACAUUCAUUGUAAUCCUUCAAAUUGUUCAAUUGUCACAAUGUAUAUAUGUGCUGUAAACCCUGUAACUUCUGGCUUUGCAACUCGCAAGCCCCAUGUAAUUGUUCCAGUGCGCUGCUUCCACUACUGAAGUAGUAGAAGUUGUAUUGACUAUCUGUAACAGAUAACUCGGAUCCAAUGUCGGACCUCGGACGUAGUACAGUCUUCAGUCUUGUUAA
Setaria italica (foxtail millet) is the source of this 4346-nucleotide messenger RNA. Its product is annotated as auxin response factor 16. The transcript has 13 exons. Gene Ontology annotation, cellular component: nucleus. The record is from RefSeq and is a predicted model, not a curated record. Gene Ontology annotation, biological process: regulation of DNA-templated transcription; response to hormone. Gene Ontology annotation, molecular function: DNA binding; protein binding. Lineage: Eukaryota; Viridiplantae; Streptophyta; Magnoliopsida; Poales; Poaceae. Bases 675 to 3839 code for a protein of 1054 amino acids.